UCUUCUUCUUGAACUUUUACAACACGUGGGCCUUGAACGAUGUGGGUUUAGUCCUCGUGCAUCGUUUGAAACAGUUUUAAAUCUCGGUAUUUAAAAACAUUUAUAUAUUAAUAGCACCCAAGAACAAAUCGCAGACUGUACCAGGAGUCGGGUUACAGUGUGCGUUAGGUGGUAGGAAUUGAAUGUGUUUGAGGUUGAAUUCAGCAAGACGCUGAGAUCUGCAGUGUGGAGCAGAAGCAUGUUGUCGGAUUUUGAUCUGAUCGGAACCAUUGCAGACGAUGUUGAUGUUCCAGAAGACGAGGAAUCAGGCUCUGAUGAUGAGGAGCAACCCAUCGUAUUGAGUAAGGAGAAGAGAGCGCUGAAAGGACGAAGCAAUGGCGACUUCAACGCAGACUUUGAGUUUGGCGAGAGAGACGGGUUGUACAGCGAGGACUGGGCCAUGGCGGACGUUAUGAGCCAACUUAAAAAGAGAAAAGCACCCACCACGCUGGAUGAGAAGAUAGAGAAAGUGCGUAAGAAGCGUAAAAUCGAGGAAAAAGUCCAGAAAGGAGGCAACAAAAGUGAUAAAUCCGUCAUCACGAAAGAGGAGGACAAAGAUGAUGAUGAUGAUGACGACGAUGACGAAAACGAUAAUGAUGCUGAACCUGAUGACGAUGAUGCUGACGAUGGAGCUGAAGUUCAGGAGGAUGAAACUGUUGAAGAUGACAACGGUGGGAGUGAUGUUGAUGACGAAGACGAGUUCGAUUCUGAGGAUGAAGUUGUUUUCAAAAAAGCAGAUACACUAAGAGAAAAGGGGAAAAAAGGAAAACGAAGGCAGCAGAAGAGGUAUCCUGAAGCCUUCUUUGAAGAUGCCUCGCAGUAUGAUGAAAAUCUAACAUUCCAGGACAUGAAUCUCUCCAGACCUUUGCUGAAGGCCAUUACCACCAUGGGUUUCAAGCAGCCCACACCUAUCCAGAAGGCGUGUGUUCCAGUGGGUUUACUGGGAAAAGAUAUCUGUGCAUGUGCUGCCACUGGAACUGGUAAGACUGCUGCAUUCAUGUUGCCUGUACUGGAGCGUCUCCUUUAUAAACCUAGAGUAACGCAGGUGACUCGUGUGCUUGUGCUCGUGCCCACCAGAGAGCUGGGUAUCCAAGUGCACUCUGUAGCACGCCAGCUGGGCCAGUUCACCAACAUCACCUUCUGCCUGGCCGUGGGCGGCUUGGACUUGAAGUCUCAAGAGGCAGCACUGAGGCUGGGUCCUGACGUCCUGAUUGCCACACCUGGCCGCUUGAUAGAUCACUUACACAACACUCCAUCUUUUGAGCUUAGUCAAAUUGAGGUGCUUAUUCUGGAUGAGGCAGACAGGAUGUUGGAUGAAUAUUUCGAAGAGCAGAUGAAGGAGAUUAUCCGAAUGUGCUCUUAUCAGAGGCAGACUAUGCUGUUCUCAGCCACCAUGAGUGAAGAGGUGAAGGAUCUGGCCUCAGUGUCACUGAAGCAGCCAGUGAAAAUCUUUGUGAACAGUAACACGGAUGUGGCACCAUACCUCAGACAAGAAUUUAUAAGGAUUCGACCAGCAAGAGAGGGAGAGAGAGAGGCUAUAGUUGCAGCACUCCUCACACGCACGUUUCAGGACCAUGUGAUGUUGUUCACCCAGACCAAGAAACAGGCCCACCGCAUGCACAUCCUCCUCGGCCUCAUGGGGUUGAAGGUCGGAGAGCUCCAUGGAAACCUGUCUCAGACACAGCGAAUAGAGAGUCUCAGGCGAUUUAAAGAUGAGCAGAUUGACAUCCUCGUAGCCACCGAUGUAGCAGCCAGAGGUCUGGAUAUUGAGGGAGUCAAAACGGUUAUAAACUUUACCAUGCCCAACACAGCGAAGCAUUAUGUGCACAGAGUGGGCCGCACAGCGAGAGCAGGAAAAGUGGGUCGUUCCGUGUCACUGGUGGGGGAAAGCGAGAGGAAGAUGCUGAAGGAGAUUGUUAAACAAGCCAGAGCUCCUGUUAAAGCUCGUGUUAUUCCUCAAGAGGUGAUUCUGAAGUUUAGAGAUCUGAUUGAGAAGUUGGAGAAGGAUAUAUAUGCUGUCAUGCGUUUGGAGAAAGAAGAGAAAGAGAUGGUGCAUUCUGAAGCACAGAUUAAUAUGGCUCAAAAGAGACUAACCCAAACAGCAGAUGAGAAACAGCCUGCAAGAUCUUGGUUCCAAACACAUGAGGAGAGAAAGAAGGAGCGAAUGAGCAAAGCGCUUCAGGACUUUGACCUGGCCCUAAGGGGAAAGAAGAAACGUGCUCAGUUCCUGAAAGAUGGCAAGAAGAAAGUGCUGACGCCUGAGGAAAGAGCUCAGUUUGAAAUGCUUAAGUCUCAGAUGUAUGCUGAGCGGGCUGCGAAACGUGACCGCAAGCCAAAGCGAGCCAGAGUUGUGCCAGAAGAGGAGCCCAAAAACACAGCCAUAAAACAAAAAGGUGGAAAACCCACUAAGAAGUCUGUGUUUGACAAGGAGCUCACGAAUGUCAGCAAGAAAGUCCUGAAGCAGUACAGAUCUGGGCCUUCCUUUGAAGACAGAAAAAGACUUGGUCUUUCUAAUAAGAAAGGAGGACGCUUUAAAUCUAAAGCAAAGUUCAGGAGAAAGUAAAGUCUCAGAUACAGUGGUUUUCUUUGUUCCUUUCAGAAUCAUCGAAGAUGUUUCCUUUAGGCGCAGCAUCAACUGGGCAGUCAAUAGGGCAAUUUGAUACUCAUUGUGUGUACCUUUAAAUAAAUGAUGGACUCUUU
Molecule: messenger RNA, 2739 nt
Organism: Silurus meridionalis
Lineage: Eukaryota; Metazoa; Chordata; Actinopteri; Siluriformes; Siluridae
Gene: ddx27
Product: DEAD (Asp-Glu-Ala-Asp) box polypeptide 27
Exons: 21
Coding region: 239-2602 (787 amino acids)
Molecular function (GO): ATP binding; nucleic acid binding; RNA helicase activity
Source: RefSeq, a predicted model, not a curated record